Anastrepha obliqua is the source of this 763-nucleotide messenger RNA. RefSeq lists its product as uncharacterized. The transcript has a single exon. NCBI's taxonomy places the organism in Eukaryota, Metazoa, Arthropoda, Insecta, Diptera, Tephritidae. Bases 6 to 674 code for a protein of 222 amino acids. The record is from RefSeq and is a predicted model, not a curated record.
UGAAAAUGAAAUAUUUAUACAAAAUUCUUAUAAUAAUAUCAACUGUUCGCUCUUUAUCGAAAUUCGUAAGCGGAUAUAAUGCCGAAGCGGAAGAUAUUGAAGAUUACGAAAAUACAGGUGAAGAUGAAGAAGAAUAUAAGGAUAUGCAAAUGCUACCGGAUGAAUGCAUUUCAAUCGGAUUCAUGAAACUACAACGAAUUUGUACAUCUGUGACUCCAGAAGAUUUGAAAGAAAUGUACAAUGAUAAUUUAGUUAAAACCAAUGGUCCAUAUUCAGUGUUUCAAUUUCCCUAUGAAGAUACGAAUCGCUACUUCUUAACUUUCCACCGCAGUCCGUUACUUUAUUGCAAACAAUUAGAAGUGAUUGAUUUCAGAAAUUUUAAAUGCACCGAUGCGUUGGGUCAUGAACGUGACGUCAAGCUGAAAUCGGGCCUAAUAAAAUGUCUUGAUUAUCCGUCCGAAAUGGUUGAUGAACUUUUGCUUACUUGUUCACCGACAGAUUUGGGAAGCUCGGUGUUUUCAGCGUUACAUUAUGCCAAUUUGGUCGCAGAAAACCGCAACUCAGAUUGCAAUGCAUUGGCAUUAAGCUGGCUGUUACAGCUCGGAUCGGUGUUAGCGGUCGUGUGUGUGUACCAACAUUGCGCUAAUUUUGGUACAAAAUUCAAAGUGUCAUAAUGUAGCAAUUUUUGACAUUUCCAAAUGUUUAUGCAUGCUUGCAAAUAUACAUAUGUAUGUUUAUAUGUGGUUGGUAGGCAAUAAAGAAU